This is a messenger RNA of Neurospora hispaniola, 639 nucleotides long. RefSeq lists its product as uncharacterized. Gene Ontology annotation, molecular function: zinc ion binding; carbonate dehydratase activity. The record is from RefSeq and is a predicted model, not a curated record. The transcript has 3 exons. NCBI's taxonomy places the organism in Eukaryota, Fungi, Ascomycota, Sordariomycetes, Sordariales, Sordariaceae. The coding region runs from base 1 to 384 and encodes 127 amino acids.
AUGCCUGUCACCAACGAAGAAAUCGCCACGCGCCCUGUGGCUGCCUCGGCGUCUUACUACUCUACCUUUGACAAAGGCUACCUCGCUCUUUCGCCCGCAAAGAAAUAUAUCUCGUCCUCAUCUGCAUGGACGCGCGAAUGGACCCUGCUAGAGCCUUCGGGAUCGAAACAGGCCGGCGCAUCAAGCAAAGACGCUCUCCGUAGUAUCGUCAUCAGCCAGCAGCUCCUGGCCACAGAAGCCAUUGUCAUCGUCAAGCAUACCGGAUGCGGCAUGUUGACGUUUGAGAAUGAGGAUGCUUAUGGGGUUGUCGAGAGGAAUCUUGGUGCUGAAGCACGAAGGGAGCUUGAGGAAAAAAGUUGGAUUUCCUCCCUUUCCCUGAGCUAAAGCAGGCUAUUCAGGACGAUGUCAAGUUCCUGAGGGGGACCAAGUUAGUGAAGGAUGAGAUUUCUAUCAGUGGAUGGGCGUAUGAGGUCGAGACGGGGAAGACGGUCAGAGUUGUUUAAUUUGCGAGCGGACGGUAACGCUGUUUGCUUUGGAAAUGGACGAUGAUAUUGGACACACGUUGCAGCGUUAAGCAAACGUUAACUUGAAUGAAAAUGAAAAUCGUGUCUAUGACUGUGCCACGGCCUAGCCUAAACG